This is a messenger RNA of Setaria italica (foxtail millet), 1181 nucleotides long. RefSeq lists its product as uncharacterized. The record is from RefSeq and is a predicted model, not a curated record. The transcript has 3 exons. The coding region runs from base 245 to 844 and encodes 199 amino acids. NCBI's taxonomy places the organism in Eukaryota, Viridiplantae, Streptophyta, Magnoliopsida, Poales, Poaceae.
GUUUAGCGACGGAAGAGCUAAGCCACUCCUCCCGGACAUCUCUCGUCUAUGCUGGGAGCAGAGAAGAGGCUAAAAAUGGCGAUAAAAAUGGAUAAGACGAUGAUCAUCGUUUGUUCAGUGAUCGGGUCUUUAGGGGUGUUGAGUGCCAUCUUGGGGUUCUCUGCAGAGGGGACAAAGCUCACUAUCUUGUGUUGAGCUGUGGUUUGUACGUGUACGCGCUUGCUUGCCUAACUGAACUCGAAUCAUGCUUGCAUCAUGCAUGCAGCCAUAUACAAUACUGGUGUAUGGCGACGAGUGCAUCUACCCGCAGAACCCAGCGCUUGGGCUCGGGGUCUGCGCCGCUAUCUUCCUGCUGGUUGCCCAGGUCACCUUCUCGGCGGUCGGCGGCUGCUGCGGUUGCUGCAAGUCCCGCUCCAUCCCUUCGGAGACCAAGCGGAUCGUCGGCAUCGUCUGCGCCGUCUUCUCAUGGAUAGCGGCGGUGAUCGCGUGGGCGCUGCUCAUAGAGGGAGCGUCGUGGAACGCCAACGUGGUGCGGGAGACCGCGCCGUUCUGCCCCUACCUCAAGGACGGCAUCUUCGCCGGCGCGGGCGUGCUCGCCCUCGCUGCCACAGCGCUCGGCGUCACGUCCUCCAUCAUGCUCCAACGACAGCCGGUGGCAGCGGCAGCGGCCGUCGGCACACCAAACAGCAAGCGGACAGGCGAGCAGUCGCCGCCGCCUGCCGGAGUUGCUUUGGGCCAGCCGAUGUUUCCACAACCGAGCAAACCAGAGCCGGAGUUGCCUUCGGUAGCUGAUCGUCCUACUGCUGCCCAUCCGCAAGGGUACAGAGAAGCACCACAGAACUAACCCUGUUCAUGGUCCGGUUUUCCGGGUUCCUGGUUUGUUCCAAACCAAACCAAGAGGCAACUUGCUGGUGCGGGCCGGGCUGGUUUUGUACGGGUUGCUAACAGCUAGGAGAACCGUGGGUGCGGGUUGGUAUGGCUGGUUUGGCUGGGUUACGCUGGUUAUUAGGUAGAGGGACUGCUGCAGAGACCCGCCUGCCUGGUGCCUGCAGAUGUUGUUGUGUAUACGAAUCUAAUGAAGCAAAGUAUUGUGCUGUGUAAAGAACAGAAAAAUAAGCAAAGUAUUAGACUGAGAUAAUUGAACAUAUUUCCUGUCAACAUGAUCAUGAUUAAUUGAACAA